CGCCGUCCUUGGGCCUUGGCAGGAGAGAACACCGUGCGCACGAUUGCCAUGGACGGGACAGAAGGGCUGGUGAGGGGACAGAAGGUGCUGGACUCCGGCGCGCCCAUCCGCAUCCCCGUGGGCCCCGAGACCUUGGGCAGGAUCAUGAAUGUCAUCGGGGAGCCCAUCGACGAGAGGGGUCCCAUCACAACGAAACAGUUUGCUGCUAUCCACGCCGAAGCCCCCGAGUUCGUGGAGAUGAGCGUUGAGCAGGAGAUCCUGGUGACGGGGAUCAAGGUGGUGGACCUGCUGGCCCCCUACGCCAAGGGCGGCAAGAUCGGUUUAUUCGGAGGCGCCGGCGUCGGCAAGACGGUGCUGAUCAUGGAGCUGAUCAACAACGUGGCCAAAGCUCACGGCGGUUACUCGGUGUUCGCUGGGGUUGGGGAGCGAACCCGGGAGGGCAACGACUUGUACCACGAGAUGAUCGAGUCCGGGGUCAUCAACCUGAAAGACGCCACUUCCAAGGUCGCCCUGGUCUACGGGCAGAUGAACGAGCCCCCGGGUGCCCGCGCCAGAGUGGCUCUGACGGGAUUGACAGUGGCCGAAUACUUCAGGGACCAGGAGGGUCAGGACGUGCUGCUCUUCAUCGACAACAUCUUCCGCUUCACCCAGGCUGGCUCAGAGGUGUCAGCCCUGCUGGGGAGAAUCCCCUCCGCCGUGGGCUACCAGCCCACGCUGGCCACCGACAUGGGCACCAUGCAGGAGCGGAUCACCACCACGCGCAAGGGCUCCAUCACGUCGGUGCAGGCCAUCUACGUGCCCGCCGAUGACUUGACCGACCCCGCCCCCGCCACCACCUUCGCCCACUUGGACGCCACCACCGUGCUGUCCCGCGCCAUCGCCGAGCUGGGCAUCUACCCAGCCGUGGACCCGCUGGACUCCACCUCGCGCAUCAUGGACCCCAACAUCGUGGGGCCCGAGCACUACGACGUGGCCCGGGGCGUGCAGAAGAUCCUGCAGGACUACAAGUCCCUGCAGGACAUCAUCGCCAUCCUGGGCAUGGACGAGCUGUCGGAGGAGGACAAGCUGACGGUGGCGCGGGCGCGCAAGAUCCAGCGCUUCUUGUCGCAGCCCUUCCAGGUGGCCGAGGUCUUCACCGGCCACAUGGGCAAGCUGGUGCCGCUGAAGGAGACCAUCAAGGGCUUCAAGCAGAUCCUGGCAGGUGAAUACGACCACCUCCCCGAGCAGGCCUUCUACAUGGUGGGGCCCAUCGAGGAGGCGGUGGCCAAGGCGGAGAAGCUGGCCGAAGAGCACGCGUGAGCAGGGCCG
Oxyura jamaicensis (ruddy duck) is the source of this 1308-nucleotide messenger RNA. Its product is annotated as ATP synthase subunit beta, mitochondrial. Lineage: Eukaryota; Metazoa; Chordata; Aves; Anseriformes; Anatidae. The transcript has 8 exons. Gene Ontology annotation, molecular function: ATP hydrolysis activity; proton-transporting ATP synthase activity, rotational mechanism; ATP binding. Gene Ontology annotation, biological process: proton motive force-driven mitochondrial ATP synthesis. The record is from RefSeq and is a predicted model, not a curated record. The coding region runs from base 49 to 1299 and encodes 416 amino acids.